CAGGGAACGAGUCGUCGCAACGUCUCCCGCAAGAAUGCGCGGGCUGCCGCUGAGCGAUAUCUGGAUCGGCGGGACGUUGAUGCGUUACGCCCGCUCAAAGGAGCGGAGCCGCAGUUUUUUCUUGUCCACUUCAGGCAGACGAUGCCAUCGCUCAGAGGACUCUCGCUCUGUCCGGCAGGACAGCGAUCCUGUGAUCAUCUCUCAAAAUUGCAUCUCUGCUUGCGCGUCGUGCCUUCCCUUCUAGUGGCGUCAUUGUUUGGCUUAUCGACUCAUCGGUGGAGUGAUUUGCUUGUCGACAGUCGCUGCCUUUCCACCGGUAAGCACAUGCACGAGAGAUGACACGUGCGAACGACACACUCACUCAGUGCGCAUUGUGUGUGUGGUGGUUUUGAGGCGCUGUGUGGGCUGCCGUGAGGACAGCGGGUGGCACUAUGAGCAGCACAUCGGCAUCAGCUGCUGCAAGUGGGCUGACCUACUGGCUUAAGAGAGAGGGAGGGGAGGAUCCACUUAUGUGGUGUGGUGUUCGUUGGUCAGGCCGCGAACAUAUUGGAGUCGGCAAUCGCAGCGGUGCUCUCGUAGACCAGUCGAUGAGUGCGGCAGGCAGCACGUCUGUCGCCGGCAGCCUGCUCAACGCCCUCAGGAACCUCUGUGUGCUGCAGUCGCGGGUAUGCAGAACAGAACAGAGAAGAGCCACAGCUACAUCAUCCCUAUCCGUCGCGCGCACGUGUGCGCGCGUGUGUGUGUGAUCAGGGUCAAGCGGUUCUCGAAUCGCUUUAUGCAGUAAGGCACACAGGCAGCUGGCUGGCCCUAUGUGGCUCAUUCUGGUGUGACGUGUGUCAUUCACAGGGGUCGCCCAUUAGCGCGGAGAUGGCCAGCGGAGCCCUCUCGGAUCUCGCAUCUCACACAGAAGGCUGCGGCUCGGCCAUCGCACGGCUGGAUAGCCUAGUGCAGGUCGGAAUGAUGCCGAUAGCCUCUCUGUGUGUAUGCCUUCUCUCUCUGCAUAUAAUGCUCUGUGUGUGUUCUUGUUUUCGGUUCAGGGCAGCAGUGGUGCGCGGGAGACGACUGAGGAGGCCUCCGACGCUGCACAUGAGGGGGUACGUCUGUUUCGCUCUAAUACUGACAUGACGGCCUGUGAAUUGCGUGGUGUAGUUUCUGUCGUGCCCCAAGGGGGACUUGGCCGGCAAGAAACUCCACAACACCGGGGGCCAAAAGGUCAGUCAGGGAGGGAGGGGCCACCUGUGCUGUGUACAGGUGUUUGGGCGGUGUCUUGUGCCUUGGUGUGUGCAGUCUAGCAAGAAGAGCGGCAAGACCUCGUCCAAGCCAUCGUCAGCCAAAUCGGUAGGUAAACCACACUAAACCACACUCACGCACCGCACCAAACGCAGAUCUGAUCUCCACUCCACUCAUACGACCCUCCUGUCGUAUGCUUGCCGUCUUCUCUCUCCAAAUCAGGAGGGCGGCAGUGGUGUCAAGCGUCCGCCCGGCAAGUUCAUCCUGUUUUGCAACGAGCGCCGCGCGGCCCUGAAGCAGGAGAUGGAGGCCGAGGGCGUCGAUGCCGCACCCAAGGGCGUCAACAAACGGCUCGGGGAGGAGUGGAACACCAUGGACGAAGACGAAAAGAAGGUCAACUCGGACGGGGAGAGACGUUCACAUGGAUGGACGCUCAGCUCACAUGGUGCACCGCACCGUGUCCUGUGUAUGUGUUGUGGCUGUCAGCCGUACAAGGACAAGGCUGAGGAGCUGCUCGCUGCCUGGAAGCAGAGUCAGUGAGCCGACAGACCGUCCGACAACGCACAACCACACACAUGUGUCCAUUUGUGUGUGUCGUGUCGUGUCAUGUUUGUCAGGCACUGGCGGCGAUUCCUCGUCCAAGAAGGGCAAGAAGGGCAAGGGCGACGAAGACGAUGAGGACGAGGGGGAGGAAGACGAAAACGUAACACAACAAACACGACCACCCCAUCGGCUAUUCGUCUGUGUGUCCAUGGAUGUCGCUAUCAGGAAGCCGUGCAGGGCCAGGGUGGUGCGAAGCGUUGCCGAGUCGAUGGCCUUCCCGAGUCGUCUGGUGCUGCCCAGCCCGUCUUCCUGCCUGGGCUGUCCCUGCCCACCGACGUCAUGCGCGACGUAUUCCUACCUCUCAUCACCCCCAACGACUCCACUGCCCUCUGCCGCACAUCCGAGGCGGUCAGCAGCGCACUCGAGGCCGGCGUGGCCGCCGACAUCGACAGCAUCAUCCGACACGACGGCCUCACCGGCGUCAUCGGCUACCGCCAGGUGCGCCAGUCGACCGGCGUCCGUCGUCUGGUGCGCCGACUGCGACUGAUCCGCCUCCACUACCUGAUGGUGGCGGGGGGCGACUGGCGCGGCAGCGUGCCGCUGCUGCGGCUGGCCAAGAGCUGCGGACGGGUGAAGCAGCUGCCCAUCGAGCUGACGAAGAACGACCUGCAGCACGUGGGCAGCAAGGCCGUCAUCGACAGCCGGCCGCCCAGCAUGAGGCAAUACGCCCUCUUCAGCCACCGACUGAGCCAGAGGAUGCGGCUGACGCGUGAUGCCGGCGGGGGGGACGAGAUGGGCGGGGAUGAGGUGACGGUGUACACCGACCAGACGGUGCCGGCCAGAUAUCGAGAUCGAUUCGAUCCAGACGAUCCUGUGUGCGAAUGUAAGAGAGGGAGGGCAAAGCCCACAAGAAAGGCAACUCGACCUAGAUGGUCUUCUCCCUCCCUGUUUCCGUGUCUGCAGACGGUGGUGUCGUGUACGAUGGCUUCAGAGGAAUGAUCAUCAAGAGGUGCGAUGCGGCACCGCUCAAAGUGGAAGGCACACACAAGACGGCAACCUGCUGUUUGCUCUUGCCUUCCCAGCAUGGCCUUCGGGUCAUCGCGUUUGGUGUCAAACCGCUUCUACAACGGGCGUCCGCCCUCUGCUGAGUGUCACCGCAUCAAUGUCCUGCUCGACCAGCAGCCGCCCCUGUGGGACUGUCGCACCAUCGGCUACCACCUCCACACACCCCGCCGAUUCGUCAUACUCUGUGGCGACGAGGAGGGCGAUGACUUCCUGGCCUUCAUCGAGAUGACCAAGUACACAGGACACAUGUACCCUGAUGGGGCGGCAGACAUGUACCUGUACACCACCGAGGCGCCCCAGAGCGGCGUAGGCGCUGCUGGCUCCCCCCUGACAGUGUCCAUCGCGCGCAACAAGAUGGGCGACGACAUCAGAGCCCUCCCAGACGUCGACGAGGCCUCCAAUACAGGUACACGCGACUGCAAAGUGAGACCCACACAGGGGCAAGACUUUCUCUUCAUGUGUGUGCACAGCUGUCGCGGCGGUGUUAGUGUAGCUGAUGUGGAGUGACGUACACAUCUGACGGGUGGACGACUCUGAGAUGAGCAUGUGACCUGGCAAUGGGCGUGGCGUGGCUGGUGGGGGGAUGCAAUGGAUGCUUCUGUAGCCGUCCACUUUUUCUAUGCGUGUUUUUUCUCACACAAAUCCAAUCCCUACACGCGAUCAUCAAUGCAUGGAUCCCGAGCCGUUCUUCAGCAUGUAUGGCAUGUAUCCACCGCAUCCAGUUUUGUGUACACACACUGGUUGUCGUCGGAUUCAUAUUCGUGCAGGCCAGGCGGUGCGUGGUGAACUCCUUGAUCUGACUGACGGGCUGGUUGAGUGCUUUACCAUUCAGAUGUCAUGUGG
Messenger RNA from Vitrella brassicaformis, 3681 nucleotides. NCBI's taxonomy places the organism in Eukaryota, Vitrellaceae. The record is from the annotation of a GenBank genome assembly.